Messenger RNA from Ictalurus punctatus (channel catfish), 2388 nucleotides. RefSeq names its product glutamic-oxaloacetic transaminase 1 like 1 (gene got1l1). Gene Ontology annotation, biological process: L-aspartate biosynthetic process. Lineage: Eukaryota; Metazoa; Chordata; Actinopteri; Siluriformes; Ictaluridae. Gene Ontology annotation, molecular function: L-aspartate:2-oxoglutarate transaminase activity; pyridoxal phosphate binding. The transcript is spliced from 8 exons. The coding region runs from base 754 to 1992 and encodes 412 amino acids. Gene Ontology annotation, cellular component: cytosol. The record is from RefSeq and is a predicted model, not a curated record.
CAGAUUCAGUUGAUGAACCCACGGUUAAGUGAGUGCUGAAAUGAAUGAAUGUGACGCAAACUAGAAAAUGAGAAAAGAGCAAAGAUGAUUGCUGUAUUGAAUUCACUGUUGCAUCUGAAGCUAUGAAUACAAGUGGGUUCGGUCAUCUGUCUGACCCUGAACAAUAAUUAUUUGUAUUGUUAGUAGGAUAAUUGUGGUGUGUUUUUCGAAGAAAAGGUGCAGUUAAAUGUCGCUUUUAUCACUGAUGCAAAUCAGCCUGGAUGUGAAAUAAAACAUUAAGAAUGGCAGCUAAGCUUUUAGAAAAGGUCUGAACACUUGGUAAGCAAUGAUAAUCAAAUAAAAUAAAUGAGGUAUUAAAAUAAUAAUUAGCUUUGAAGGGUUUUAUGAAUUAUUGUAAGGUGUUAGUAGUGGGGAAAUGGCCAUGAAGUCAGCAUAACUUGUUAAUUAUGAACUAAUGGUAGGUUUCAACACGCUAUAAAACGGGCUGCGUCCCAAAUCGUUUAUGAAACACUGCAUCAACAUCAUACACCACUGCAGUUUGCCAUACAGAGCGUAGUGUACUAUUUAGGCAUGUUAUGCGGUUGCGGACAUAGCCCAUGGGUGCUGGUUGCUGAGAACUGUUUCAUAUGCAACCAUGGCAACAUGAAAGUAAACACGGAGGCCGGUUUGGUUCACGCGACGCACCUGCGAUAUCGCGAGAACGAAAAACCCAUCUUUUGACACUGAAUAAGUAAGACGGUGUUUCACGCAGUAAUGGCCUCCUGUCCUUCUGCGCCCCGGGAUACCCCUGUGGCGGCGAUCAACACCGAGGAGAAACUUCUGGAAGAUUUCCAACGCGACUCGCAUCCUGACAAGGUCUGCCUCGCGUGCAGGGAAUACGUAGGCGAGGAUGGUCACCCCAUAGUGAAUCCUCUCAUCCGGAAGAUCAAGCAACAAAUUGCCACUGACCCCACCCUUAUCCCAGAGUAUCCACCUCCACUUGGCAUCCCAGAAUUCAGCAGCAGGGCAUCGCAGCUGGCCUUAGGCCGGGAUAGCCCUGCCAUUUUGGAGAAUAGGGUUUUAGUUGUACAGACGGUGGGCAGCUCCGGAGCUGUGCGCCUGGGAGCAGAGUUGCUAAAGCGUUACUUCUGCGUCAGCUCUUCCUGGGCCGGCGACGUUCUGCUGUCUUCUCCGUGUGAUGAGUCAUUACCUGGUAUCUUUAAGGCAGCAGGCAUUGAGGCGGUGAAACGAUACCGCUACUGGGACAGCGGGGGUCGCAAAGUGUGUGUGGAAGAAAUGUUAGAGGACCUGGAGAAAGCUCCGGAACAAAGUACGGUGGUCCUUUCCGCCUCAGGACACAGUCCCACCGGAGCCGAUCUCUCACAGGACGAAUGGAAACGUGUGGCUGAAAUCCUGGUGAAACGUCGGCUUCUGCCUUUCUUCUUGCUGCCAGCUCAGGGUUUGUGCAGCAGGGACAUCGAUCAGGACUCCUGGGCACUGAGAUAUUGUGUAUCUUUGGGGAUGGAAUUACUGUGCGCUCAGUCUUUCUCCCACAACUUCAGCCUGUAUGGAGAGAGAGUGGCUCACCUACUGUGUGUUGUGAAGGAGAACGCCACUCUGCUGGCUGUCCAGUUCCAGGCAGAGAAGAUCGUCCAAACGCUCUGGUCCCGCCCACCAGUGGAAGGUGCCAGAGUGGUAACAACGGUGCUCAGCAAUCCUGCGCAUAUGGUGGAAUGGCAGGAAGGGCUAAAACGUACAGUGGAGAGAUGCAUGCUGAUAAAGGAGCGUCUCCGAGAGAAGCUGCGUCUGUUAGGAAGCCCAGGCACAUGGGAGCACUUGAUUAAGUCGGCAGGACUCUACUGUUGUAUUGGACUCUCUGUUCAGCAGGUGGAAUUUCUGGUGAAGCAGAGGCAUGUGUAUCUGCUCCCGGGUGGCUGCUUCAACGUGAGUGCCAUCAACAGCAAUAACCUCGACUACGUGGCAGAAUCUCUUCAUCUAAUUUUGACCACUUGACUCUGACCUUGGCUGACAUCAUACAGCUUAGACAGUUAUGUCUGAAAUAGAUGUCGUGCUUCUGUGCUGCUUAAUCAUAUAGAUAUGUCUUUGAGAAUUUAAUAAAAAUAAAUAAAUAAAUAAAUAGGCCACGGAUUUUGCAUACAACAUAACUCAGUUUAUAGCUAUAUAUAUAUAUAUAUAUAUAUAUAUAUAUAUAUAUAUAUAUAUAUAUAUUGUGGAACGUCUGCAAAACAAGAUAGUUAUGGCUUAAGACAAAAAAAAAAGCACAGUUUGUCAUGCUUCUGAGAAAACAGAAAGUACAAUAUCCUGAAGACUUUCCCAUGGUGGGAAAACCUACCGAAUGUUAUAAAGCACUGACACUGGAGACUCCUUCAAUGAAUGUUAAAUAAACAU